AUGAAAGCCAAAGCCCUCCGAGAACAGCGCGACGCUGAACGGGCCAAAGCCGCCACUGCUCCGACCUCUUCUCGCACAGCACAACCCACUCAAGGCGUCAAGCGCUCCUUCAACUCGAUGACAUCCUCAGAUCCACCGGCAACCAUGCGCAAUGCGCGCACAAAUACGGCCUCGUCGGAACUCGACGCCAUCAAGCCUGCCCGCAACUUCACUCGAUAUGUCGACUAUGACUUUAGCAAAAUGACCGAUACCAAGGGCGGAUUCUUGACACAGGAGGACGACCCAUUCAAUAAAGCGCUUCAUGUAUCGGAUGGAAAGGAACAGAAGCCGGCACAUAUGACACAAAAGGAAUGGGAACGCCAUCAGUUGCUUGAAUCGUUGCGACGGAAUCGCGAGGGGCCCUUUGAACCCGGGCUCAGCGUUCUGGAUGACAAAAGUCGGCAGAAAAGCUGUCGUGAGUGCGGCAGUCUCGAAAUUGAUUGGAAAUGGGAGGAGAUGUUGCGGUGUUGCAUUUGCCACUCCUGCAAAGACAAGUACCCCGAAAAAUACAGCCUCUUGACCAAGACGGAGGCAAAGGAGGACUAUCUCCUGACGGAUCCGGAGCUGCGAGAUGAAGAGCUCCUCCCGCAUCUGGAACGUCCCAACCCGCACAAAUCGACCUGGAACAACAUGAUGCUGUAUCUUCGAUAUCAAGUCGAAGAGUAUGCACUUUCGUCCAAAAAAUGGGGCUCUGCAGAAGCGCUGGACGCCGAGUUUGAGCGACGCGAGAGUGACAAGAAACGGCGGCGAGAGGCCAAAUUCAAGACCAAGUUGCAGGACCUGAAGAAACGCACGCGCGUCGAAGCCUACCGGCGCAGUCGACAAGGUACAUCGGGAGGAGAGUUUGGCGACGAUCUCAGCAAUGGGCGCAAACACGUCCAUCAAUGGGGCCGGCCUGUUGACAACCCCGAAACCGGUAUUCCGGUCAAAACAUGUGUGGAUUGUGGCAUGGAGGUGGAAGAACUAGAAUUCUAG
Molecule: messenger RNA, 1014 nt
Organism: Penicillium lagena
Lineage: Eukaryota; Fungi; Ascomycota; Eurotiomycetes; Eurotiales; Aspergillaceae
Gene: rad14
Product: DNA repair protein RAD14
Exons: 2
Coding region: 1-1014 (337 amino acids)
Biological process (GO): nucleotide-excision repair involved in interstrand cross-link repair; nucleotide-excision repair, DNA damage recognition; UV-damage excision repair
Cellular component (GO): nucleotide-excision repair factor 1 complex
Molecular function (GO): damaged DNA binding
Source: RefSeq, a predicted model, not a curated record